GACUUUUAUAAGCAUGCACAAUAAUCUGCACUGCUAUCUAACAUAGUAUUUGAUUGGCAAAGUAAUUGAAAGGAGUUCCUGAUUUAUAAAAUAAUUAAAUUGUGAAGUUUAAAUAAUAAUGGAAUUAAUUACUCAAGUACUGAUUGGAUUUAUUAUCAUAAUCUUAGGAGUUUAUUAUUAUUUAAUAUCAAGUUGGAAGUUUUGGGAAUCAAAGAAUGUACCUGGACCUAAACCAACAUUGCCUUUUGGCACAGUAGGAGAUAUAGUGUCUGGUAAACAUCAUAUUGCAACUUACAUGAAGGAAAUUUAUGAAACAUACCCAGAUGAAGCUAUUGUUGGAGUCUACAAUGUUUUUGAGCCCAUUGCUGUGAUAAAUAAUCUGGAUCUCAUCAAGGAUAUAUUGAUAAAAGAUUUCAGUAAAUUCGUAGAUCGAGGACAGGAAUUCAAUGACUAUCAUGAACCACUUUCAGCACAUUUAUUUAAUUUGGAACCAAAAAGAUGGCGACCAUUGAGAAAUAAAUUGACUCCAAUUUUUACUUCAGGAAAAUUAAAAGAUAUGUUUCAUAUAUUGGUAGAAUGUGCUGAUCAAAUGGAAAGGAAUUUAGAGAAAUAUGAUGGAAAAAUAGUGGAUAUGAGAGAAAUUCCUGCAAGGUAUGCAACUGAUGUAAUUGGAGUAUGUGUAUUUGGAUUACAAGCUAAUGCAAUCCAAGAUGAUAACAGUUUAUUUCGUCAAAUGGGUAGAAGAAUCUUUGAUAUGAAUUUCAAAACAGCAUCAAGAAUAUUGAUAGGAUCAUUUUUCCCUAAUGUGUAUAAAAUUAUGGGAUAUUUUUUGCAAGAUAGAGUAUUGGAAAAUUUUAUCUUUGGUAUAACAAAGGAAACGAUGGAUUAUAGAAAGAUGAAUAAUAUUGUAAAGCAUGACUUUGUUGAUUUACUGAUGAAUUUGAAGAAUGAGACUGGUAAACUUGAUAAUAUAGAAUUAUCUGAUAAAUUGUUGGCUGCUCAACUAUUUGUCUUUUUUGCUGCUGGAUUUGAAACUUCAUCAUCUACCAUAGGUAAUGCACUGUAUGAACUAGCAAUAAAUCAGUCAAUUCAAUCAGAGUUGCAACAAGAAAUAAUAGAAGCGUUGAAUAAAUCUGAUGGCAAAUUAACCUACGAUGGAAUAAAAGACAUGAAGUAUUUGGAGAAAGUUUAUAAAGAAACUUUGAGAAAAUAUCCACCACUUCCAUUUCUAACAAGACGUACAGUAGUACCUUAUGAAUUUGCGGGCACUGGAAUAAAAGUUCCAGCAAAUACAAGAGUGUGGCUACCAAUUUAUGGAAUACAGAGAGAUGAAAAAUAUUAUCCAAAUCCAGAUUUAUUUGAUCCAGAGAGGUUUAGUGAUGAAAAUGUAAAACAGCGACAUGAUAUGGCAUUCCUAUCUUUUGGAAAUGGUCCAAGGAAUUGUAUUGGUGCUCGUUUUGGUACAAUACAAACUAAAGUGGGGCUAAUUACAAUUUUGAAGAAUUAUCAAGUUGAAGUAUGUGAGAAAACUGAUAAAUCCUAUGAUAUCAAAACAAGAGGAAUUCUCCUUGCACCUAAAAGUGGUAUAUUUUUGAAGCUUAAAAAAGUUAAUUACUAAGUUAUCCUAGAAGUGGACAAAAAUAAAGCAAUACUUUAUAUGAAUGUGUGAGUAAUAAGGUCGUCCUUGGACUAAACUUAUUAGUCUUAUUACUCUGUAAAUACAAGACCUAAUAGUUAACCAAGAAUUGUCUAUUUGUUACUAUUAACAAAUCAUUUUUUUCUUCAAUAUAUUCUACUUGUUUUCUGUUA
This is a messenger RNA of Chelonus insularis, 1809 nucleotides long. Its product is annotated as probable cytochrome P450 6a14. Lineage: Eukaryota; Metazoa; Arthropoda; Insecta; Hymenoptera; Braconidae. The record is from RefSeq and is a predicted model, not a curated record. Gene Ontology annotation, molecular function: oxidoreductase activity, acting on paired donors, with incorporation or reduction of molecular oxygen; iron ion binding; monooxygenase activity. The coding region runs from base 119 to 1618 and encodes 499 amino acids. The transcript has 3 exons.